This is a messenger RNA of Haliotis rubra (blacklip abalone), 1517 nucleotides long. Its product is annotated as trans-L-3-hydroxyproline dehydratase-like. The record is from RefSeq and is a predicted model, not a curated record. Lineage: Eukaryota; Metazoa; Mollusca; Gastropoda; Lepetellida; Haliotidae. Gene Ontology annotation, molecular function: hydro-lyase activity.
UAGGUCUAGUAACCACUGAGAAGUAAAGAAAUGAUGUUACUUUUACAAAAAUGUGUGUGCUUUAGCCCACAGAGGUCCCCAAAGCGGAACCGCUGACGUCACCCAUUUUCGCAUUUUUGAAAACAAGUUUGGCCACUCAACUGCUCCACGGAAAUUAUUCUGCACCUAAGAUGGCAUCGUCUUUCCAGUCAUCUUUUCAAGAAGAUGUGCAGAUCAUCACCACUGAGAUGCACACUGCAGGAGAACCCUUGAGGAUCAUCACCUCGGGAUUUCCACAACUCAAAGGGGCAACCAUUCUGGACAAGAGGAGGUAUCUUAAGGAACACUUUGACCAUUAUCGUAAACUUUUGAUGUUUGAACCAAGAGGUCAUUUUGACAUGUACGGGGUCCUUCUGGUGACCCCGGACGUGGAGGGAGCAGACAUUGGAGCAAUCUUCAUGCACAACGAAGGCUACAGCACCAUGUGUGGCCAUGCCGUCAUUGCAUUGGGGAGAUAUGCAAUUGACCAUGGUUUCGUGAAGAACCCCACCAGUCCGGAAACUAGGGUGGGAAUACAGUGUCCCUGUGGACUAGUGGAGGCUUUUGUGGAGUACCAGCCCGGGGGAUCGGGCUGUGACACGGGGAGAACCGGGGCGGUCAGAUUCAAGAGCGUGCCAUCGUUCCUAUUUGCCGCAGGUCUCAAAGUUGACGUGCCUGGGUACUCCAUGCAGACUGUUGAUGUUAGCUAUGGGGGCGCUUUCUACGCCUUCGUCACUGACAGUAACGUCGGCGUCACCUUGAAGUCAUCACCAAUGCAAGCUGUGAUAGAAGCAGCUCAUGCUGUAUCUGAAGCAGUGAAGUCGACGUUGUCAAUCUCCCAUCCCGACAGUGAUGACCUGGCGUUCUUGUACGGCACCAUCAUCACUGACGGCAAAGAUGUUGCCAACAAAGCUACUGCCAACGUGUGCGUCUUCGCUGACAGACAGGUUGACCGUUCUCCGUGUGGGUCAGGUGUCACUGCACGAAUUGCUCUCCAGUACUUCAAAGGUCACAUUGGUCCAGGUCAGAGUCGCACCUUUGAGAGCGGGGCCACAGGUAGUGUCUUUACAGGGAAGGCUGUACAGGAAGUGACCUGUGGGGAAUUCAAGGCUGUUGUGGUGGAAGUUGGUGGAAAAGCUUACUACACAGGAUCCAACACAUUCACCUUGGAGAGAGAGGACAGACUUGGCCACGGCUUCCUGGUGCUGUAGGACACUAUGGGUUUAGUGUGCUUAUACAGGAGACAGUAUCAAUAAAUGAAACACCCGAUGACUCCAUGAUGUUCAGUACUGCAUAAGGAGCUGAGGAGUUGUAUUUUAGCAGAAACCAUUCUGUGAUGGUUCAUUAAUAGUAGGUGUCUACUAAUUGUAAAUACACUGAAUUAUUUUGUUUGUCCAUGUCACAUUUCAUUGUAUAACAAAAUGUUUAAAAGCAAAGUAACAGAGACAGGAAAGCUUUCAACCCUUUAUUCAAAAGACAAUAAAAACAAUAUCAGACUU